AGAGGAAGAAAAUAGCUGUGCUUUUGUUUCCCGUGCUCACGUCCCGUUCCCCCUGAUCUCCCUGGGAAAUUCACUUCAGUAUAUUUCUCCUUUCUCGUUACACUCAUGUGUCUCCCCUGUUUUGGGAGGAGGCUGAAACCGGACUGAACAAGAGGGAGGAGAAAAACCCAGGCAGAGAAAGAGAGGGAAAUCGCCUGUAGCCAGACUUUGCCUGCUUAUUCAGCGCUGAGUGCUGCACUGCGCCGUUUCCAGUUGUGGGAUGUUAAGAUUUGCCUUUGGCUGCACUUCUCCCCCUCACAUAAAGACUCUUUAGACAUUUUUAUGCUCAUUUUCUUGGAGGAGGAGGAGUGAGAGAGGGAGAGACUUGCCAGACUUAUUAGCCUGGAGCCUGAAUCACACACUCUCUCUCUCUGACACACACACUUGUACACUCCUCCAGCUCCGCGCUGCACCAAGGUAACAGUGAGUGGAUUUAGCUUUAGCCAUCUGGUCGGAGCGCAGAGAAAAAUCCUCUCUGCUGCACGGAGCGGAUAAGGACGAUGCAGCACUAACACACAAAGAGAACCAAAGAGUGAGAGACAGAACGACACAGACACUAACACAGGAUGGCCACCGCAGUGUUUCAGGUGUCUUCAUCUUGUGUUCCAGCAACAAACUAUGAGCUGGCACCAAGCAGUGACCAUCCUCUCAAACAUGUAGACACCAUGGGCUCAACAAAGUCUUCAAAGAGCAUGGAGUCACGGCGCAGACCAUCGAGGAGUGUGAGUCUGCUGCAGGCCCUGGAGGAGAACUAUGAGCUGGACCUGCUGUACAUCACAGAGAGGAUCAUCUCCGUGUCCUUCCCCAGCAGCGUGGAGGAGCAGAGCUACGCCGCCAACCUGCGGGAGGUCGCCUCCAUGUUGCGCUCCAAACACGGACACAACUACCUGCUCUUCAACCUCAGUGAGAAGCGUUAUGACAUCAGCCAACUUAAUCCAAAGGUGUUGGACUUUGGCUGGCCGGACCACCACGCUCCGGCUCUGGACAAAAUCUGCAGCAUCUGCAAAGCCAUGGACACGUGGCUGAGUGCAGACAGCCACAACGUGGUGGUGAUACACAACAAGGGCAACCGGGGCAGAACAGGAGUGGUGGUGGCCGCCUACAUGCAUUACAGCAACAUAUCUGCCAGUGCUGACCAGGCUCUGGACAGGUUUGCCAUGAAGCGCUUCUAUGAAGACAAAGUGCUUCCUGUGGGCCAGCCAUCCCAGAAAAGGUAUGUGGAGUACUUCAGUGGCUUGCUCUCUGGACAUAUCAAGAUCAACAACAAACCCCUGUUCCUUCACCAUGUGAUCCUGCACGGCAUCCCAAACUUCGAGUCCAAAGGAGGUUGUCGUCCUUUUCUCAAGAUCUACCAGGCCAUGCAGCCCGUGUACACAUCUGGGAUUUAUAAUGUUCUGGGUGACAGCCAGACCAGCAUCUGUAUCACCAUUGAACCCGGUCUUCUUCUGAAAGGUGACAUCUUGUUGAAGUGCUACCACAAGCGUUACCGCAGCCCGUGCCGAGACGUGAUAUUCCGGGUGCAGUUUCACACCUGCGCCGUGCACGACCUGGGGAUUGUGUUUGGAAAGGACGAGCUCGAUGAGACAUUUAAAGAUGAGAGGUUUCCAGAAUAUGGGAAAGUGGAGUUUAUUUUCUCCUUUGGACCAGAGAAAUUACAUGGUCCAGGUGUGGAUCAACUUGAAAACGGGCCGAGCGUCUCGGUUGACUACAACACUCAGGACCCUCUGAUCCGCUGGGACUCCUACGAAAACUUCAACCAGAACUGUGAGGACAACACAGACGAACUCAUCCACACUGAAGGACCCUUGGAUGGCAGCCUCUACGCCAAAGUUCGCAAAAAGGAGUCCGUGGAAGGAACAGUCACAGCGAAUGGCCUGCCACCAUCUGCGGUGGAACACGCCCUACCUGCGGUUGACCAUGCCUUGUCAGUGAGCAGCGACUCAGGAAACUCUACUGCCUCAAUCAAAACUGACCGAACUGAUGAAGCGGCAGCAGCUCCUCAGGCUUCCACAGUGAGCCAGACACACGUUCCUGUAGGAGAGGAGCUACCCUUGGUCCAUCAACAAGAACCACCUGCACAACAACCAAUCAGUCCCCAGGAGAAGCAGGAGCUCGAGCAGCUGCUGAGUGGCCUGGAGGGGCCCAUGCACCGACAGGGCUACCUGUCCCUGCCGGCUUCCACGGUUGGAGGCAUGCUUCACCUGGUGCCUGCCCAGGUCCAUGUCAACGGGCACGGUAGCAUUGACCGUGAGACAGACAUUUUGGACGAUGACAUGCCUACCAGUCAGGAGGGACACACUGUGGACAGUCUGGGGACGUUCUCCUCCACAGAUGGCAGGGUUACACCAGCUGAUCUUUACUACCAGCCUGAGCCAAUUGUCAAUGGCCAGGAGCAUGUGCCGUACCUGGAGCGCAGUGCCCCAGAAAAGCCUCUAGAAACUACCAUACCCCAAAAAUCCGCCACUCUGACCCAAAGUGAGUCCGCCCCAUCCUCGGGUUAUUACACGGCUAAGCAGAACGGCAAUGUGUUCCACUCUCAGUCGUUUGGAGCAGAGCAAAACUCUUUGCCUCAAGCUCCAGCCCGCACCACCAGUAGCAGGGAUGCCGUCCAGCGCGGGCUCAACGUUUGGCAGCAGUUUGGUGUAACGGAGGAGCCCGUUACUGAAGGACUCACCUUCAGUCAACCUCCUUCUACAGUGGUGAUGUCCAGCCACCACAGCCUCCCACAAUUCCCUAACCACCAGAGCGCUUCCCAGCAUGAAAUUGAGGAAUCUAUUGAAACCCUUAAUCUCCUCAUGAUGGACCUGCAACCAGGCCGUACGCUGGUGCCAAAGUCCCAAAGUGCUCCACUGCAGGAAAACUGUGUUGUAGUGACCACCCAGCCGUCCUUCUCCCAGAGCCAACCCAGGCCCUCCACACAGGCUGACUCAGCCAUUCAUAGCCACUUUUCUGGCCCCAUGUCCAGCCUGGCCAGCCACUCGUCCCCGGGUCAGAUGUCCCCUGGGAAGCCGAGGACGCCGGAGCCUGCUCCUGUCCAGGGAUCUCUGAGUUACUCAUCUGAAAGGGAUGUAACAAGUCCUCCCUCACUAGCCUACCCCACUGUAGCUGGUCACAUCCAGCUCAAGCCCAUCAGCAACUAUCCACCAAGCACACUGUCCCAGUCUGCGGAGGUCACUGAGCCCCAGAGGAGCCCCAGUGCCGCCUCAGCAUCACCCCAGCCAACAGACAGUGAGCAGGAUCAAGUUUUCAACGUUGAAGGUCUGGUGGCCCAAAGAGUGGCAGAGUACUCGGCUCGUGUCCAAAGUGUCAUCCCCAGCAUGACCUCUCCUCAGUCUGAGCACCGCCGCUCUCACUCCUUCUCGGGAGUCCAGGCCCGUACGGUGUCUGUAGACGAGCCUGCCACCCUGCCCCGCCAACGCAACACCAGCGAGGGCCACUACCACAACGGCCCUGAUGAAGACCCCUCCCCCGACGUCCCGCUGCGGUCCCCCGUCCGCUGUGUUUCUCCUGAGUUUGUCAACGCCUUAGCGAUGAACCCCGGAGGACGACCCAAGGAGAGACACAUGCACAGCUACCGCGAGGCCUUCGAAGAGAUGGACGGUGGCCCCAUCAGUCCUACACCCUUUGUUGGUGGUGAGGUGUUUCCCCAAACCCCUGCCUUCCCCAUCUCACCGCAAACCCCUUACUUCAACCUGUGUCGGUCCCCUCCUGGUCUCGCCAAAACUCCUCUGUCCGCGCUGGGCUUGAAGCCCCACAACCCUGCAGACAUCCUCCUCCAUCAAACAGGCUCAGCACCAAGAAGCUAUGUGGAGUCUGUGGCGAUGUCGGCAUCAACAGGCGGGGAGCAGCCGUCACCUCGGAGCCUCAGCCCCCCCGGAGAGGCUGCAGCCCAGCAGAGAAGCCCCUCCUCCCACUCACUGAACCCCCCUCUGUCCAGCAGCAGCCCCAUCCAGAUCUCACAGAGUGAUCACCUCUUAGUAGAGAGCAGCGUUAGCACUCCGUCCUACCCCACUACUGAUUCCGGCUUCCGCUCCCAGGCUACAGAGAGCGCCAACCCCACUCCCACCCCCUCAUACCAAACCCCCACCUCUUCCUACCUGAAUUCCAGCUCUCCGACCUCUUCCUACCUUGGCACUGCAACCCCUACACAAUCCUACCAUGGCGCCAACACCCUACUGGGGAGCUACGUGUCCUCAGACCCCAGCCCCCCCGCCUCAGAACCCUCCCUCAGCCAUGGAAGCCCCCAUGCACAGCACCGGAACGUCCUCAUUGGCUCCCCUUACAACCCCCUCCUCCAGCAGCACUCAUAUCCUUAUCAGGACGCUUCCAUCGUAGUCCAGCAAACAUCCCCGGCUAACGGCUUCGAUGUGGGGAUGGUGGGCCUCAGUGGAAGUCCCGUCCUGGGGGGUCGUCUGACGCAGGGGGCUCAGAGCAGCCCGGUCCUCAGCAGACAGGCCUCGUUGGGUCAGGGGUCCCAGCGGAGCCCGGUCCUCAGUAGACAGCCGUCCCUUGGCCAACCCAUGCAAGGUAGCCCCGUGCUAAGUCGACAACCAUCCAUCACCCAAGGGAGUCCAAUUUUGGGGCGUCACCCGUCUGUAUCGCAGGUCUCCCAGAGGAGCCCCAGUCUGGACCGUCACCCCAUGCACAGCGGGUACACCACCCCAGAUGAGAGGCACGGGAACCUGUCACGGCAAAGCAGCUCCUCGGGGUACCAGGGACCGCCCACGCCUUCUUUCCCAAUCUCGCCCGCAGGCUACCAGGAGGGGGGCAUGAUGGGGAUGGGGGUAGGGUUCCGGCAGGGCAGCCCAGCUCCAGGGUUCCAGCCCCAGCUUCCGGAGAAGCGGCGCAUGUCGAGCGGCGACAGACCCAACGGAGCGCAGUCCUACGGCACGCUGAAUGGGAAGAUAAUGUCCCCAAUGAGUGGAGGAAACAAUCCCGGCUACUUCCACACCCUCUCUGACUUCUCGAGGUUCAACAUGCCCGAUGGCAGUCCCGAGAGCAGCCUGAAUGUCAAGUUUGUCCAAGACACGUCCAAGUACUGGUACAAGCCAGACAUUUCCAGGGAGCAAGCGAUUUGCCUGCUGAGAGAGAGGGAGCCAGGAGCCUUCGUUAUUCGGGACAGUCACUCGUUCAGGGGGGCUUACGGCUUGGCCAUGAAGGUGGCCUCCCCUCCCCCCACAGUGCAUCAGAACAAGAAAGGUGACGUCAACAACGAGCUGGUCAGACACUUCCUGAUUGAGAGCAGCCCUAAAGGAGUGAAGCUGAAGGGUUGUCCCAACGAGCCGUACUUUGGCUGUCUGUCUGCCCUGGUCUACCAGCAUGCCAUCACACCGCUGGCCCUACCCUGCAAACUACUUAUCCCAACCACAGAUCUCCUUGAGGAGGUGCCAGAAGUCGCCGCACCGAAUCCUCUGGCUGAGAGGCUGAAACAAGGAGCAGUGCAGAGGGCCCCUGCUGAUGCCCAUGCAUGCAAUGUACUCUACAUCAACUCAGUGGACAUGGAGUCCCUGACAGGCCCUCAGGCUGUUGCCAAGGCCAUAUCUGAGACACUGGCUGCCACCUCCCCAGCUGCUGCCACCGUGGUGCACUUCAAGGUGUCUUCACAAGGCAUCACGCUGACCGACAACCAGAGGAAGCUUUUCUUCCGACGCCACUAUCCUACCAACACUGUCACGUUCUGCGAUACUGACCCUCAGGACAGGAAGUGGAACAAGCCUGAAGGCGGCACAGCUAAGCUGUUUGGGUUCGUGGCGCGUAAGCAGGGAAGCACGACGGACAACGUGAGCCACCUCUUCGCCGAGAUGGACCCCGACCAGCCCGCCAACGCCAUCGUCAACUUCGUCUCUAAGAUGAUCGCCGUGCAGAAACGAUGAUCGCCGUCAACAAACCCUGCCGCUUUUUUAUUUCAAUGCCUUUUUUUAAUGUCCUUUAAACCACAGACACUUACUUUCAGUUUUUGGACGAUUUGAUUUUUACGCGUCACCUUAUUUUUCCCGCCCUUUUUACAUUUACAUGUGUCUGUGCGUGAAAGAGAACAAGACGGAGUGUGUGUGUGUGUGUGUGUGUGUGUGUGUGUGUGUGUGUGUGUGUGUGUGUGUGUGUGUGUGUGUGUGUGUGUGUGUGUGUGUGCGUGUGCGUGUGUCUUGCGUGCAUUUGUGCUUUUCUUCUUGGACGGACUCCAGAAUGGAUCAGAGGAAGUGCAGGAUGGGGCGUGGCUGUGUGACAAUGGGGGGGUGAUUUUCGAUCGCCCUGGCAGGGUAAUGCAUGAACAGGAAGGGGGAAUGACGUAGAGUGUGCAAAUGUUAUCUUGUUAGCAAUUGUUUCAUUUUUAUUUUUUUAAAGAAGAAGUCAAGUUGUGCGAUGAAAAGGUGGAUUGUAAAUCUAUCAGGCUUUCCGACUGGUCAACCAAAGAUUUAAAAAAAGAAGUAGUCGGGGCGCGUUUAGUGCGCCGCUGUCGGAGGGUCGGAAGUAUUCUUUUGUAAAACAAAUGUGGCUGCUUAAUCAAAAAAUACUGUUUCUUUCUGUAUGUACUGAUACUGUAGGUCAAUUCCGCACCUGUGCCAUGGCGCAAGAAUUGUCUCCGGACAUUUCCGCAGCCGGUCAGGUGUUUGUAAAUAAUCUAGAUUGCUUUAUGAGUAGGACUGUUCUAGAAGACAUGUGGUGCCUGCCUUUCUUCUGUAAUGCAGAGCUUUUUAAGAAGAAAAAACCGUAAAGGCUGUCUUAAGUAUGCAAAUAGCAAAACUUGGAAACUAGGUGAUUCUUCAGAAUUCCACCUUUUCAAUGUAGUAGUGCGCUGACAGAGGUUAUUCCUUGGAAUUUUGAAAGCUAAAAAAAUGAUUUUCUUGCAAAUCUACGCAAAUUCUCUGGAUUUUUGGGGGAUAAACAUCCUGUCUGCCACCAUUCUAUGUUCAGUCACACUAUUUUUCGCGCAUUACUGAAGGGCCUAACGUUGUUCCGUGACAAACUUUAUAGAAAAGUGUUGCUAUACUGCUCUUCAGUUUUUCCGGUUAUUCCGUCAAUAGCUCUUUCGCAUCAGCCGGCCAAAACUGUUAACACCCUACCCAAAAGUAAGCUAUACAUAUAAAUAUACAUAUAUAGAUAUAUAUAAAAAACUUCCAAACAGUGACUUAAGAUAUUUAUUUUUAUGCUUUGUUGCUCUAUGUUAUCUUGUAUACAUGUAUUAUAAAGUAUACACCAAGAUUACUGAAAGCGAGAAGAAAAGAUAUUUUCUCUUCUAUUAUUUUUGGCAAGUGCAUUGACAUAUAUAUAAGGUGUAAAGUGUGUGCAUUUCAACUGUUGUUGUUUUUUAUGUUUUUAUCACAGCAUUUCUUUCUUUUGUUAACAUUUUGUGGGGAGGCUUUGUUUAUGAGGGGGGGUAUUUUGUAUGAAAGAUUUCUGCUACUAAAGUCCAAAUUGGAGUUAUUCUAAAGCCAACACAAUUGUUUUAUUAACUUAAACCUGCCUAGAAUACAUUGUCAAUCAAUCAAUCAAUGUUUAUUUAUAUAGCCCAAUAUCACAAAUGUUACAUUUGUCUCAGUGGACUUCACAGUUUGUACAGAAUAUCAGUAUGACAAUGUCCAAGAUUAGCACUUAAAUGUUGAAGUAUUAUCAUUGUGUUUCUACUUGUCAAAAGAGGAGAAAAUGGACAUUAAUGGAACCCUUUCAUGUCAUUAUUGCAUGUUACUACUUCCUGUAGUCAUGUUGUAGUUUCUCCUCAGCAUGGGUCUGGAGCUUGUUCCUGGAACACUAGUCGGAUCAGUCAGUAGCUGCUGCCCUCAUGUGGUCAGGAGACAUCAUUACAAAAGGAACCACUUUAAUUUCUAACAGUGUUUUAGCUGUGGCACGUCAAAGGGUAAAUUCAACACUGAGAAAAUGAGCUUUGAUUUUCACAUUGAUUAAUUUGGCCUUUUCCUUAUCAUACAAUUUUAUUUUGGCAUUUUGAAAUGUGAAACCUUAAGAUUUUAUUCCUGGUUGUUUUGGCGACACCCUAUUUACUGGUGGUAACAGCUAAUUUGUAUUAAAACUACAAGUCCCAGAAUACCGAGGGCAGCAAUACAAUUAAUAAAGUUAUUCAUUGAUUAUGAAGUCAAUACAGACAUCCAGUUCACAAUACUGCAAACAUAUGGAUUUUGCAAAACCAUACACUCAGUCACCAUUGUGUUACUUUAUUUGGCAAUAGAUAGUAACUCUUCAGACAUUAAGAGAUUAUGACUCCUUCCUUUUCUGAUGCUCUUAUAUCAGUUGGCAGCAUGAUGUAAUGAAUUACCAUGGGGGCCUACUAGUAAAGAAAAGAAUACAGCACUUAAAGGGCUUUUAUAUCUGACUAGAUUGUUCCAUUAUUUAUUAGCAAGAGCCUGCAUGCUCAAAUACUAUUGUUAGCUUAGUGCUGCUGACUGUAAUCUGUACACAGCAUCCUCAAGUCUUACCGGCCCUUUAAGAUCCACACAGACAGAUAUCAGCAGGAUUUUCAUUUUGACAACUGUGUCUUGACAGAAGAAUCGUUAUUUUUGCCUGAAAAGAGGACGUCCUCUACUUCAAACUGAAUGUUCUCCAUGUGUUUGUCGGGAUGGAAGCUCCAGUGGCUCCCCCACUCUGACAGAUAAUGUGGACUGUAGAAUGUGUGUGAAUGAGCUACUAUGCCUGUAUAGAGCGCUGUCAUUUUUUGGUUUGCUACAUUGUAUGGCUUUUACUAUUUCUGAUGGAAGAAAACACAUUAAAAAAAAAAGCAGUACAAAUCAA
Molecule: messenger RNA, 8778 nt
Organism: Trematomus bernacchii (emerald rockcod)
Lineage: Eukaryota; Metazoa; Chordata; Actinopteri; Perciformes; Nototheniidae
Gene: tns1b
Product: tensin 1b
Exons: 32
Coding region: 606-5912 (1768 amino acids)
Biological process (GO): fibroblast migration
Molecular function (GO): protein binding
Source: RefSeq, a predicted model, not a curated record